Nelumbo nucifera (sacred lotus) is the source of this 2343-nucleotide messenger RNA. Its product is annotated as cation/H(+) antiporter 15-like. The record is from RefSeq and is a predicted model, not a curated record. Gene Ontology annotation, cellular component: endomembrane system; membrane. Lineage: Eukaryota; Viridiplantae; Streptophyta; Magnoliopsida; Proteales; Nelumbonaceae. Gene Ontology annotation, molecular function: antiporter activity. Gene Ontology annotation, biological process: regulation of pH; proton transmembrane transport.
AUGGCGCAUUUGAAUCCCACCUUGUAUAUUGAUGGCGCAUUUGAUUCAGAUGCAGUUAAUGCAGGACGAGGGCUCAUCCUCCAACAUCCCAGCACAAAGCUUCUCCGGGCAGCUCAUGCUGGGCCCUUAACAGCUAUAUAUGGUGCUGAAAUACGAGCGCUUUUCAGAGUCGUCUUCGUGACUCGUAUCGUGGAUUUUGCCUUCAAGCCUCUCGGACAACCCAAGUUUAUCUCCGAUGUUAUUGGUGGUAUGAUCGUGGGUCCCUCCGUCUUAGGGCGCAGCAAGACAUUUAGCCAACUGAUGUUUCCAAGCGAUGAAAAGGAUUUCAUGGUGUCUGUAGUUUCCCACCUGGGAAUAAUGUACUUCAUCUUCUUGGUUGGCGUGAAAACGGACAGAAAUUUAUUAAUAAAGCCUAGUAAGAGCGCACUGGGUAUUGGUUUCUUAUGCUGGUUGAUUCCUUACGUAAUCAUCGUAUUCACGGGCUCCCUCCUCCAUAGUUUCAUUGGGGGACUGGGAAAUGGACACCUUCUGCUUUUUCUAUCUGCGUCUCUAUCCAUCACAUACUUCCCCAGUGUUGGUCAUGCACUGGAAGAGCUGGAUCUCCUCACUUCGGAGUUGGGCAGGAUUUCGAUGUCCUGUUCUAUUAUCAAUGAUGCAGUGGGAUGGUGCUUCAUGGUACUCUUUAUCGUUUUACGUCAGACCAGCAUUCUGGGCUCGUUUCGAGCAUUCAUACUUGUGAUGGCGUUUAUAGUUUUCACGGUUUAUGUGGUUAGGCCGUGCAUAUUGUGGAUUAUCGAGAAGACACCGGAGGGAAGACCAGUGAAACAGGUUUACAUAAUAGCUAUACUGGUUGGGGUCUUGAUCUAUGGAUUGCUCAGCGAAAUGCUAGGUGGAGCUGUUACGGAUGGCCCGCUUGUCCUGGGAUUGAUUAUACCGGAAGGGUCGAUCAUUAGUGCUGCCCUAGUUGAAAAGACGGAGAGCUUUAACACCAACAUCCUUCUACCAUUGUUCUAUAUGCAAUACGGUUUGGCCACCGACGUGUUCAAGAUCCAGGAUUUUAAGCUUUUGAUAGGUUUGCAGGCAAUCCUAAUGGUGGCCUAUCUAUCAAAGUUUGUGGGGACUAUUUUACCUUCACUCCAUUUCAACCUCAGCUUUCUUGAUGCCAACUACCUUGGUCUCAUCAUGAAUAUUAAGGGCCUGCCAGAGAUGAUCAUCUUCAUAUAUUGGAAAAGGAUCGGUAUUUUAGACGACGAAGCUUUCACUAUAUUGGCACUAACUCACCUCAUAGAGACGUCCAUUGUAGCGCAGUUUAUGAGAGUCUUGCAUAAGCAUCCAAGUUAUAUCCGCACAAACACAACGAAGAGUGGAAUCCGAAGUGCCAAAUUCAGCCCUGAUUUUCGGCUCCUUCCAUGCGUCCACAACGAAGAAAAUGUGCAAGCCAUGAUCUCCAUCCUUGAUAUUUCCAAUCCCACUCAAGAAAGCCCCAUUAAUGCCUUCGUGCUCCACCUGGUUGAACUAGUUGGCCGAGCUGCCGCUUUGAUAAUCGAUCAGAGUGCGCAGAUGUGGGAACCUAACUGUGAUCGUAUUAUAAGCGCUUUCAAGAACUAUGCAGACAACUCAGAUGGGCGUGUUUUCUUUCAUCCUUUCAUGGUGACCGCCCCCUAUAAAACCAUGCACGAAGAUAUUUGCAGAAUAGCUCAUGAGAAAGAGAUAGCUCUCAUCAUCAUGCCUUUUCACAAGCACUACCCCGUCCUCGGUGGAACUGGUGUUGGCUUAUCUCACCUUAACCGUAACGUGCUGGCCAAUGCACCUUCUUCCGUGGGGAUACUUGUAGACCGUGGUUUCCGCCGCAUUGGAGUGCGUGGUUACUUCUCAUAUAGUAUACUUCUGACAUUCCUGGGCGGAGAAGACGACCGUGAGGCGCUAAUAUUCGGCUGCCGCAUAUCAGGUCACCCUGGUGUACGUUGCACCGUUAUAAGGUUUCUGCCGUUAUUGAACUACGAUGGCCACAACUGGAAGGAAACACAGCUCGAUGACGCGACCGUUCUUGAAUACAAAAGCAUUAGCACGAACAAUGAACGCGUCGUUUACCGCGAAGAGGCGGUAGAGGGUCUAGAGCAAGUGUUUUCUGUAAUUCGAUCUCUAAACGGUGACUACAACCUCGUAGUGGUAGGACGACGACGUGGGCCGAACAUGAAUCUCCAAAAAUGUAUUGUGGAUUGGAGUGAUAAUGAAGAAGAGCUUGGGGUGGUUGGAGACUUCCUGGCGAGUACAGACUUUGCGGGUAGCACGGUCUCUGUGUUGGUGUUACAGGCUUGCAGCAGUGAAAUUAACCGGAGUUGA